AUGCUCCGCUCUAUGCUAUCCAUUCGGCCAGCGCUCUUCAUGCGUCUUCCAAACUCACGACUCUUAUCCCAAGAAGCGCGCUCAAAGAUACAACAGGCCGUUUCUGGGUCACCUGUUGUUCUGUUCAUGAAGGGCUCUCCUGCUGCUCCAGAGUGCGGUUAUUCUCGGGCCGUGGUUCAGAUUUUGGGUUUGCAACAAGUACCUUCUGAGAAAGUCGUCACCUACAACGUCCUCGCCGACCCUGAACUGCGAAAUGGAAUCAAAGAGUUCUCUGACUGGCCGACCAUACCUCAGCUCUACGUAAACGGGGAAUUCGUUGGUGGUGCUGAUAUUCUCCUCUCAAUGCACCAAUCGGGAGAGCUGGAGACUUUGUUUGAGAAUGCGAAUAUCAUUCCCAAGAUUGAGGGAGAGCAAGUCCCUGUGCAUGUUGCUUCUUGA
Messenger RNA from Mycena indigotica, 438 nucleotides. RefSeq names its product Glutaredoxin. The record is from RefSeq and is a predicted model, not a curated record. NCBI's taxonomy places the organism in Eukaryota, Fungi, Basidiomycota, Agaricomycetes, Agaricales, Mycenaceae. The transcript has 3 exons. The coding region runs from base 1 to 438 and encodes 145 amino acids.